AGACGCAGGACGACAAAAGACAAAAGAGGAUGGAUGCGUCCGUUAUCAUUACCAUGUCCUCACCAACAAACUACCAACAACCUCUUGGCCGAUGUGCACCAGACACACUGAGAGUCAUAUACUAGGAACUGGACCUCGAACCAUCUGUGCAUCGUUGAGACUAUCAAAACUCAAACCAACACAGCCAGCUAGUCACCAUGGAGACCCAGACCAGAACACGACCGAAACUGGAGCCAGUGCGGAUUGAACCAUUGCGCCAUGGGUCGCCUGGAAGCACGAGACCACCUCCUCGUUCUCCGCGUCGUCGUCUGUCUAUAUUCGCGCCAGCCCUGAGGACCCAUAGUCUCCCUAGUCCCCUUCAUCCUACCACGCCAGGGCUGGACCAAGGGAUGAGGCGACACGAACGAGCAAUGCUGGACAGUCUCGACCAGCGGAGACCAUCUCAGGCUCGCAGAGACUCCGUUCAGCUGCUGCCUCCAAUCCCCGAGCAAAGUCCACCGUCACGAGAGCGCCCGUAUAACGACUACUCACCUCCUCCUACCUUGGCAGCUCGGACUCGCAACCACCUCCUGUACGGGCUUCCCGAUUCCCAGCUUUCACCUACUAGCACUCCUGCGGGUAUGGGGCGCCGCCAGUCGAUGCCCACGGGUUUGACAUCAGCGUUACCGACAUCAAUACCUUCAGCAGCGCUCCCAUCACCAGUACGAGUCGUGCGUCAGCAGAUUGGUAUAGGUCGACGAAAAGCCCAGGAGCUUUAUGGAAAGCAUAUCUUUCAAGGAUGUUUGGUUAAGGCAGUCGAUCUCCGGAAAUUCAGCGAGAGUUCAGCAAGCGGCGAUAGUCCAGCCCCCCAAGAGGUGGUGAUGGAUAAGAUGGGUCAGAAACUCAGAUACGCUGCGAAAGCAUGGUCGCCCGGAAAACCUCAAGGUCGUCUCAUUACCAAGUACUUUUCCCAGGCAGAGCUAAGAAAGGCCAUUCCAAAAGACGCCCCGGAGCCAUUGGAGGUACCCAGGCAUGCAACAGAUCACCUGAGUCCGAGGAGAGCUUCUUUAAGUACCUCUAAGGAGCGCCGUUUGGAUAAGGAGCAUCGUCGAUUGUCCGCCCCGAUACUAUCAGCAGACCCAUGGAGCGAAAUGGCACUACCAGUUCACUAUCAUUUAGCACGCUACUUCUUCCCGCUCAUUGCUGUAUAUCUGCAGAGCGGGAAUGUCGAACCUGAGGACAUCGUGGAACUGCCGAUGCCUCACCCAAAGGCGUGGUACCAAACCUUCCGCUACGCUUGCACUGAGCAGGGAGAGUUAACCGAUGCCAUCAGGGAGAACAUCACACAUCUAGGAGGGAGGGUGUGAACGGAGGGGACUAUCUCAUUGUGCCUACCAGAAAUGGUUUGUCCAACGAGUAUUGGGCCAUGGAAUAGUCUAGGACAAAAGGAAAGCGGCUCGUUAUCUCGCGCAAUCGAAGCAUCAAUGCCAUAUGAUCCCGGACGGGAACUGUGCAACCACAUUUGUGGCUUUCAUCCUUGUACGUCUUUGUCUGUGAAC
Messenger RNA from Neurospora tetraspora, 1538 nucleotides. RefSeq lists its product as uncharacterized. The record is from RefSeq and is a predicted model, not a curated record. The coding region runs from base 198 to 1346 and encodes 382 amino acids. The transcript has 2 exons. Lineage: Eukaryota; Fungi; Ascomycota; Sordariomycetes; Sordariales; Sordariaceae.